Messenger RNA from Gambusia affinis (western mosquitofish), 1176 nucleotides. RefSeq names its product germ cell-specific gene 1-like protein. The record is from RefSeq and is a predicted model, not a curated record. Gene Ontology annotation, cellular component: plasma membrane. The coding region runs from base 1 to 1065 and encodes 354 amino acids. Lineage: Eukaryota; Metazoa; Chordata; Actinopteri; Cyprinodontiformes; Poeciliidae. The transcript is spliced from 6 exons.
AUGCUCGAGCGUCUGUCCCGCCGCUCUCGAUCCAUGCUUUCUCUGACAUUAACCUCUUUGGCUCUGGCCCUGUCCAUCCUGGCUCUCUGCACCUCCUACUGGUGUGAGGGCACCCACAAGGUGGUCAAGCCUCUCUGCCUGUCGCCUGUCAAAAUGAAGAACUGUGGUCAGAACAACAGUGAGCCUUACACAACAGAGAGCCCCACACAAAACCCUUUCAACCGGACACUGUCUCCAGCCAGAAGAGAUGAGCUGGACAAGAUCAGACAAAGACAGCUGGCCAAUGCUGUGCACUACAUCUGGGAGACAGGGGAAGACAAGUUUGCUUUCAGAUAUUUCCAUACUGGCUUCUGGGAAAGCUGUGAAAAGCAGAAUGAUGGAGAGGUGUGUCGCAGCUUUAUCGACUUAACUCCAGGGGAAACACAAGGUGUGCUUUGGCUGUCGGUUAUUUCUGAGUUUACAUAUAUUGGCCUGCUGGGGAUGGGCUUCUUACUGAUGUGCCUGGAAGUCAUGUGCUCCCACAAAGAGAUGCACGCACUAAAAAUCAAUGCCUUCGCAGCUAUUUGUACUGUGCUAUCAGGUCUUCUUGGGAUGGUAGCACAUAUGAUGUUCACCACAGUAUUUCAGAUGACAGUCAUCGUGGGCCCUAAAGACUGGAGGCCUCAGUCCUGGGAUUACGGCUGGUCAUUUGCCCUUGCCUGGGUAUCCUUUAGCUGCUGCAUGGGGGCUGCUGUCGUCACACUCAACUCCUACACGAAGACCAUCAUUGAGAUCCGUCGCAGGCAAAGACUCCGCUUGGACGAAGCAAGAGCUGCUGCUCGGGCCCCGUCAUAUGACGAGGUGGUUCCAGGAGGAGGGCUGUACUCAGUCAGCGGCCUGCUGCACUGUCCGGAUGGGAUGAUUGAUGUGGCAUGGGCCCCGAAUGGUAGCGUGGUCGGAGUGGGAAAUGGGGACGUGCCGACACUGGUUUUAGUGGGAGGCUGUGGCCCAGAGGGAUGUGAGGACUGCGAGCGUGAGAGGGACCAGAUGGGAGUGGUCUUGGAUCGGAUUGAUUCACCUUGUUAGGAGGGCCAGCUAUUCACAUAAACUAAAAGGGCAAAAUAAAUAAAUAAAACACUGCAUUGCUGCAGUGAUCAGAGAUGCUGGUUUGCUUUGACUUUUGAUUCCUUGGAAUAC